UGCUCCCCUCACGAGCGCGCCUCCUCCCAUCCAUCAUGGACCUGCUUGUCUUAUGCUCCUCUGUGCUGGCGUUUUCGUGGCUUGCGGUUGCUACUAUUGCCUGUCAUCAGCCCUCUUGAAUGUCGCCCGGAUCUAACACGAAACUGGCAUCGACCUCCAGACAGCAGGAUAGGCAGCGGCUCGAGUGCAUGGGUUAACACGUCCUACGUCAACAAUAUAGGGUGGUGAGCUCUCGCAUCGAUAGCUGGAAGAAACAACAAUGCCGCCUUUGACCACGGUGAUAGCGAUAGCCGUCAGCUGCUCCGUCAUCUUCAUUGUUUCAGCGAUAGUUGGCACGGUCAUUUGGAUCAGAGUCCGUCAGGAUCGCUUGUCGUUGGCUGUGGCCAACGCGAAGCAUAAUGGAUAUGCUCUGCAGCAGUAUCAUGGCGAGACGUUGACGGAACUAUCACGCGAAGAGGGCACCGCGUUACGACAGUAUGGGCAGCUUCCAUACGGAAAGCCGUCCGAAUGGGGAGUGCUCUCGUCUCGAGAGAGUCUAAUUCAAUCUCCGAUAGAGUCCGACACGUCGUCUCCUUUGGAGGAGAAGGCCCGUGAUGUGCGCCGUUCACUCACUCGGUCCCUUUCCAGCCGAUCAGCGCGACUGUCAAGACACCUCCUAGGGUCCCAGCGUCUCAGUUCAUUGUCCCCGCUGACAGAGCGAUCCGAGAAACGCCAGUCCGCUUCGCCGACCGUCUCUGGCAUCGAUGACGGUGUGACCAACUCCGCUGUCGAGGGGGCAUUCGAGUUGGCAACGGAGACCACCCCCAGACAUACUCCCGACCGGGAAGAGGAGCAGAUCCGAGCGAAUUUGACCAUGCGGCCAGUUUCGGGAGCCGGAGCAUGGCCAUUGAUGCACCAGAAGGAGCGGUCUGGCAGUCUGUAUCCGCUCAUGGAGGAUAAGCCAGACGGUCCACCCUAUAGUAGUAGUGGGCUCCGAGGAGGAAGCAUCACUACUCAGUCGUCCGGAGCUGCCCCCGAGCAGCCGGUCCCUCCGCCGCCAUGUGCCUAUCCCCCAAAUCGCUUUCGUCUUUCGAAGAAUGACUCAACCUGUCUUUCAUCACUAAGUCUCGAAACCGCCGACAGCUCCAUUCUCGACGAUAGCCGCCGGACGUCGACCAAUGUGGAUAGCACGUUUACCUCGCCAGCGUUACCCCCAUGUCCCACGUUCGCCCCGUUUGAUGCCAACGAUGUCGGGCGGAUGGAAUACGAUCGAAGAGCCUUUGCCCCGCCUGGCCCAGUCGUGCCAUCUCCAUUUGUUUUCCCUGCAAGUUCGAGCGCCAUGUGGGAGGGACAAAGGCUCGAACCGGACCGCACCUCUCCUCGUCGGAGCAUGACCACGCGGAGCCCGACCCAUUCGAUGGAACGUAUCAGCCCAACGCCGCGACGGAGCGAGUCUCUCUCUGAAACCAAGUCCAGAAGGGACUCAUCUCUGUGGGUGAAACCUCUGGAUCUGAGCCGGCCCCCUUCGCUCAACCCUAUCGGAUCGAAUGGAGGCUUGUUGCCGCACUUCAGCCAGAUGCAGCGGCAUACCAUGCAUGGUGACCAGCGACGAGAUCUCGAUCCUUUCUACAGUGCGACGGGAAAUGCCGCCACGGCCAACGACCAUAUCUCCCGACCGAGGCCCGCCAGUGCGGGGAUUCAGGAAGCUCCUCUGCAGGGCCCGACUGGCCAUUUAAAACCACCUCUGCCUUCUGCACUCAAGGGUGGCAGCGGUACGCGUAAAGGCCACCGACGGCAGAACUGUGUCCGGAUCUCGAUCCAUCCACCCAUCACCUUCGGGGGCUCUGUUUUCUCCCCAAUGGCCGAGGAGCCAGAGCUCGAGGGGUUUGAUGCGAGCCGGAGACAGCUCUCCAAUGUAUCUACGCCUCAGAUAUCAUUUCGCUCCAGUGUUUCCAGCCUUUGCAUGGACAGAACCGCGCAUCCGGAUCUUCACAAGGAACAUCCACGAAUUACGGAGAUACCCGAUGAGCCGUCGCGCAACUCGCAGGUGGGACCGCCGAAGCGAAGAUCGAAUCUGCCCGCCGACGCCACAGAUAGCACUCUGCAUAUCAUGGACCUCGAGAAGUCAUUGCCGGAGAUCAUCACGACCCUACCGCCCCCCAAGAUUGAUACCACUUUGUCGAGUACGCCGUCUCCGGAGAAGAACAGCCCGGUUUGGAUGAUUCCGAACUACAACAGCUCGCCGACGGGGUUUGAGAACUCUUCAAACCCUGGCAGCCCCCGUCGGUCUGCCGUUAAAGGGCCUCGUCACCCACCGCCGAAGUCGGCAGCACGCAACAGCUACCGCUCGUUGAAUACGCUUGAGGAUACUGUCAAGACGCCAUUAAGCCCAUCCACGCGUCCCCAGCGCCCUCAAAACCUGAGGAAGGAGCCACGAAGUGUAGCUGAACCAUCUCCGCGAACCAAACAUCUAGUAGGCCCACGGAACCAGGGUCCUCAUGGGCAUCCCGGUCGAAAUGACGCGCCGUCGACCAGACAGACGCCGGGACAUCACCGGCGCUCAUCGUCUGGCGUGUCAAAGCCGCCGCUCGCGAACGGUGGGAUCAUCGUCCCCAUUUGGGAAGACAAGGCUUCGGGACGUAAAGGGGCACGCCAGUCUUCAGUCGCGACCAGCGAGUCAUCUGGGAGUCAAGGCAAGCCACCACGGGCCAAGUGCCAUGGGCCGGCGGACAAAUCGCCAGGAAACCCAAACUACGCUGCCCGACAAGGGUUUCGCACUCCGACGAAAAAGCCAGUUGGGUUGGGGAUAGGCGCUGCGACACCGGCGAGCUUGUAUGAUGGUGAUGGGUUUCUGAAGGAGUAGGCUGUGCUGUUCCGGAGUGGUCCGGUGUUCGUUUCUUUCUCCUUUGCUUGGUUAGCAUGCGGGCGUGUCUACUAUUCACUGUAAAGAUAAGCGUAGGUAGGGUAAUUCAAAAUAAUGUAAUCUUGGCGAGACCUCAACCAAUCA
Messenger RNA from Aspergillus sclerotioniger CBS 115572, 2986 nucleotides. RefSeq lists its product as uncharacterized. The record is from RefSeq and is a predicted model, not a curated record. NCBI's taxonomy places the organism in Eukaryota, Fungi, Ascomycota, Eurotiomycetes, Eurotiales, Aspergillaceae. The transcript has a single exon. Bases 260 to 2842 code for a protein of 860 amino acids.